AUGGCUCCCAGCUAUCAAGACCUGCCGCCCGAGGACGAUUUCGACGAGAACGAGGUUGAUUUCUCCGACCUGAAGGAACAAUAUGAAGUUAGGCUUGAGGAGGGUCUCGACGCGUUCGUCGUCAUUGACGGCCUGCCCGUCGUGCCCCAAGAGAGCAGGGAUAAGCUCACCAAGUUCUUGCUGCGCAAGCUGAACACCGUUGGCCGCGCGAGCCAGGAGGGCGUUUACAUGCCCUUGAACGACUCGAACAUGACCGAAGGUUACGCCUUCGUCGAGUUCGGCGCCCCCAGCGAGGCCAUCGCCGCCGUCAAGGCCCUCAACGGAACUCCUCUGGACAAGAAGCACACUCUGCUCGUCAACAAGCUUACCGACAUCGACCGUUACGGCCGCGAGGGCAGGAUCGACGAGGAAUACGUUGCGCCCACCAUCGAGCCUUUCCAAGAGAAGGAGCACUUGCGCUCAUGGCUUUCCGACCCGCGCGACCAGAUUGCCAUGUACAGGGACAAGAAGGUUGGCGUUUUCUGGCACGAGAAGGAGGACCAGCCCGAGCCCGUUGUCGACCGCGAGCACUGGACCGAGCUGUUCGUCGAGUGGUCGCCUCUCGGCACGUACCUCAUGUCCGUCCACGACCAGGGUGUUCAGCUUUGGGGUGGAAAGUCGUGGAGCAGGCAAAGGCGUUUUGCUCACCCCGGCGUCAAGCUGAUCAACUUCUCGCCCGCUGAGAAGUACCUCGUCACUUGGUCGCCCCAGCCUCUGCAGGUUGACGAGACCCACCCGAUCCCUAACCUGUCCGCCGACGACGAUGGCAAGAACUACAUCAUCUGGGAUAUCGCUACCGGCAAGCCUCUCCGUUCCUUUGUCACCAUCGAUCUGCCUCCUUCGACCGAUGCGGAAGGCAACCCGAUCAAGAAGAAGCUGCAAUGGCCCACCUUCAAGUGGUCUGCCGACGACAAGUACGUUGCGCGUAUGGUCCAGGGCCAGUCUAUCUCUGUCUACGAGACCCCCCGGAUGAACCUGCUUGACAAGACCUCCAUCAAGAUCGAGGGCAUCAUGGACUUCGAGUGGGCGCCGGCCACCCCCCAGCGUGAGGGUAUCAAGGGCUACGAGCAGCUUCUGUGCUACUGGACUCCUGAACUCGGAAGCGCCCCUGCCAAGGUCGGUCUUAUGAGCAUUCCCUCCAAGGAGGUUGUGCGUACGCGGAACCUUUUCAACGUUGCGGAUGCCAAGCUUCACUGGCAGUCCAACGCCGAGUACGUCUGCGUCAAGGUCGACAUCCAGAAGACCAAGUCCAGGAAGUCGAUGACCACCAACCUCGAAAUCUUCCGCGUCAAGGAGAAGGGUGUCCCCGUCGAGGUCAUUGACACCGUCAAGGAGACCGUUAUCAACUUCUCUUGGGAGCCCAAGGGCAACCGCUUCGUCCUUAUCACCGCCGGUGAGGUCAUCGCCAACGCCGCUGUCGCUCCCAAGACUGCCGUUUCCUUCUUCUGCCCGGAGAAGGCGAAGGGUAACGUCGUUGGUAACUUCAAGCACAUCCGCACCUUCGAGAAGAAGAACAGCAACGGUAUCUACUGGUCGCCCAAGGGCCGUUUCGUCGUUGUUGCUACCUUGCACUCGCAGGUUGGCUUCGACCUCGACUUCUACGAUCUUGACUACGAGGGUCCCGCCGAGGAGAAGGACAAGGACCUCACGGCCAACCUCCAGCUGAUGGCCACCGGCGAGCACUACGGCAUCACCAGCCUCGAGUGGGAUCCCUCGGGCCGCUUCGUCGCCACCGUUUCCUCCGCUUUCAUGCACCCCAUGGAAAACGGCUACAAGAUCUGGGACUUCAAGGGCACUUUGCUGCGGGAAGAGCAGAUUGAGCGGUUCAAGCAGCUGGUGUGGCGGCCGCGGCCGCCGACGCUGCUGUCCAAGGAGGAGCAGAAGAAGAUCCGCAAGAACCUGCGCGAGUACAGCAAGAUCUUCGACGAGCAGGACUUCGAGAAGAAGAACACGGCCAACCGCGCCGUGGUGGAGAAGCGGCGCCGGCAGCUCGAGGAGUGGAACGCGUGGCGCGAGCGCGUCAUCGAGCAGCUCAAGGAGGAGGCGGUCGAGGUUCUGGGCGGCAACGACGGCGCCGUCGACGCCGAAGGCGGCGAGGUCAUCGAGGAGAUUGUCGAGGAGAUUCUGGAGGAGAGCGAGGAGGUCGUCGCUUAG
Molecule: messenger RNA, 2193 nt
Organism: Aplosporella prunicola CBS 121167
Lineage: Eukaryota; Fungi; Ascomycota; Dothideomycetes; Botryosphaeriales; Aplosporellaceae
Exons: 3
Coding region: 1-2193 (730 amino acids)
Biological process (GO): translational initiation
Cellular component (GO): eukaryotic translation initiation factor 3 complex
Molecular function (GO): translation initiation factor activity; translation initiation factor binding; RNA binding
Source: RefSeq, a predicted model, not a curated record